GAGCACUGUCCUCUCCACAGUCAGUUCCAAAAGAGAAAGACAAACUGGUCUCAAAUCUUUCGGACAAGCACGCUCUGCUUUCGUUCCUCUUUUCGCAUUAUCCAUGCAGUCCAUCCUUCCACUUCUCUUCUUCUCCCAAGAUCGAGAGCAAGCUCAAACCUCUCGGCGCCUUGCUCAAGAACACGCAAACGAUACAAUGAUGCCUCACAAUGAACGAGAUUACUUUGACGCAAACCGACUGCUCGUUGCAAUCGUGCUCAUCGGCAUUGCAUCUGGGCCGAUCUACGCUCUCCGUGGCGCGCACCGAUUCCUAGGAGACUUCCUUCCGAAGGGAUACCAAUGCAUGCUACUGGCAUGCGCGUCGGUUCCGUUCCUUCCACUCUUCUUGCCCAGAGAAUACAUCGACCUCAUUACCGAUUCGGUUGAAUUGGGUACGGCGACCUUUAUCUUCAUCGUCCGGGCCAUGUCGCUGUUGUGGUGCGCGGGCUUCAUCAUCUGGUUUAUCUCUGUCCUGACGAAGGUGAUGGCUAUGGAGUUCACCAUGGAGGAAGCGGAGAGGAACAUGGAGAAGAUUGUUGCUUGCCUCUAUAUAUCCAUCGGAUUGAUCCUUCUUCACGGGCUUUUCUGGGGCGCUGAAUGGUUGUUCAAGUAUUAUGUGAACCGCGUGGGCUCUUCUAUCUUGGCGGCGACCACUGCCCGGACCGUUUGA
This is a messenger RNA of Fimicolochytrium jonesii, 709 nucleotides long. RefSeq lists its product as uncharacterized. NCBI's taxonomy places the organism in Eukaryota, Fungi, Chytridiomycota, Chytridiomycetes, Spizellomycetales, Powellomycetaceae. The transcript is spliced from 3 exons. The record is from RefSeq and is a predicted model, not a curated record. Bases 104 to 709 code for a protein of 201 amino acids.